AUGCCACCAGCAACAACAGCGCCACAGUACCCACCUCCAGAUGGAGGUUGGGGAUGGGUUGUGGUCUUUGGGGCUUUUAUCUCCAUUGGAUUUUCCUAUGCAUUCCCCAAAGCCAUCACGGUAUUCUUCAAAGAGAUACAAGAAAUCUUCCACACAUCAUAUAGCGAGAUAGCUUGGAUAUCAUCGAUAAUGUUGGCUGUCAUGUAUGCGGGAGGUCCCAUAAGCAGCAUUUUGGUGAAUAAGUAUGGUAGCCGGCCUGUGAUGAUAGCAGGAGGUAUCCUGUGUUCAUUUGGUAUGAUUGCUUCCUCUUUCUGCAAUAGCGUCCUGGAACUUUAUCUAUGUAUUGGUGUCGUUGGAGGUCUGGGUUUAGCAUUCAACUUACAGCCUGCCUUGACCAUGAUUGGCAAGUAUUUCUAUAAGAAGCGUCCCAUUGCUAAUGGAUUGGCCAUGGCUGGAAGUCCAGUGUUUCUGAGCACAUUGGCACCUCUCAAUCAAUUCCUCUUUAAUGCAUUCGGCUGGAAAGGAAGCUUUCUCAUUCUGGGAGGACUUCUUUUGAACUGCUGUGUGGCUGGGUCACUUAUGAGACCUGUUGGACCGAAAACAGUCCCUCCCGUGAAAAAAGAUGUUGAAAAAGGCACAGGAGAUUCUACCUUGCACAAAAACAACAAGAAGUCUUUUUGGCAAACUAUGAAUAAAUAUCUAGACCUGUCCCUCUUCAAACACAGAGGGUUUCUGAUCUAUUUGUCAGGAAAUGUCAUUAUGUUUAUCGGUUUCUUCGCUCCAAUAGUAUUCUUGGCUCCUUAUGCCAAGCACAAGGGAAUCGAUGAAUAUUCUGCUGCUUUUUUGCUAUCUAUCUUAGCCUUCGUAGACAUGUUUGCUAGGCCUUCAAUGGGACUCGUAGCAAACUCCAAGUUUAUCCGGCCAAAGAUUCAGUACUUUUUUAGUUUUGCUGUUUUGUACAAUGGCGUCUGUCAUAUCUUGUGCCCUCUGGCAACAAAUUAUACUGGCUUAGUGAUAUAUGCUGUAUUUUUUGGGUUUGCAUUCGGAAUGGUUAGCAGCGUUCUUUUUGAGACGUUGAUGGACCUCGUUGGGGCUGCCAGAUUUUCCAGUGCGGUUGGACUUGUCACCAUCGUGGAAUGUUGCCCUGUGCUCAUAGGCCCUCCUCUAGGAGGUUGGUUAGUGGAUGUUACUGGUGAAUAUCAGUACAUGUAUUUUGUCUGCGGAGUGAUUGUGAUUGUGGCCAGUAUCUGGUUGUUCAUUGGCAAUACCAUUAACUACAGGCUUUUGGCAAAAGAGAAGAAGUUAGAGGAUGAGAAGCAGAAAGCACAGAAGAACGCUGACUUGAAAGAAGCAGAACCAUUAACAAACAAUGAGAACGAAGAUGCUGCCAGCAGAGCUGAUAAAACUCUUGAAGAUCCUUCAGAAAGAGAAACCAACAUUUAAUCUGCAAUAUAGCUCAGAAGGCAACAUUUAUGACUUCCAUUAGAAAUAUGUCUUCAAGACACAGGCCAGGUUUUGCGGUAAUAAUGAUCAGUCACAAUAUUGGAUGGGAACAGAUUUUUGCCCCGUGGCGAGACUCUAAGUUAAUUUACUAUCUACAAUUUAUUUAUUUCAGUAAUACAAAAUUUAGAUUGCAGAGGUAGUGACUCCAUGCAAAUGACUCCAUCAGACCAUGACUCUGGACAAUCAGGAGUCAGGUAAACCAAGCUAUAUGUAAAGCCCUCCAGUGACAAACAGUUUUGUUUUAAAAAUAAAUCUAAUGCAAAAGUAUCUCUAACUCUUAUUUGGAAAGA
Molecule: messenger RNA, 1793 nt
Organism: Charadrius vociferus (killdeer)
Lineage: Eukaryota; Metazoa; Chordata; Aves; Charadriiformes; Charadriidae
Gene: SLC16A7
Product: solute carrier family 16 (monocarboxylate transporter), member 7
Exons: 4
Coding region: 1-1443 (480 amino acids)
Biological process (GO): transmembrane transport; monocarboxylic acid transport
Cellular component (GO): membrane
Molecular function (GO): monocarboxylic acid transmembrane transporter activity
Source: RefSeq, a predicted model, not a curated record